Messenger RNA from Pollicipes pollicipes, 840 nucleotides. Its product is annotated as venom protease-like. The coding region runs from base 1 to 840 and encodes 279 amino acids. Lineage: Eukaryota; Metazoa; Arthropoda; Thecostraca; Pollicipedomorpha; Pollicipedidae. Gene Ontology annotation, biological process: proteolysis. The record is from RefSeq and is a predicted model, not a curated record. The transcript has a single exon. Gene Ontology annotation, molecular function: serine-type endopeptidase activity.
AUGUUCCAGCAGCUGGAGUCCGACUGCGGCCGAGUGUCGUCCAACUCCACGACUGAGCUGCAGUUGACACUGCUGUUGCUCGGCGGCGGACCGGCCAUCCCGAGCCAGUGGCCGUGGAUGGCGCUGAUCGGCGAGCGCACGGACGAGGGCACGCGCUGGACCUGCGGCGGCACGCUCAUCACUGGCAGCACCGUGCUGACGGCGGCGCACUGCGUCAGCGGUCGGCGGCAGCCCCAGCUGACCGUGCGGCUGGGUGAGUACAACCUAACGCACACCCAAGAUGGCGACCACCAAGACUUCGGCGUGUCCCAAGUCCUGCUGCACCCCGACUACCGUAGCUUGCAGAACGACGUGGCGCUGCUUGUGCUGUCCCGGCCGGCAGCGCUGAACGCGCGCGUGUGGCCAGCCUGCCUCCCGCCGCCGAACGUCGACCACACUGGGCACGAGGCCGAUCUGGCCGGCUGGGGACAGCUGGAUUACGGCGGCGGCGUGCCGGAGGCGCUCCACGAGGUGCGGCUGCAGGUGGUAGACGCGGUGCAGUGCGAGAAAAGCUACAGUGACGCGCCGUAUUUCGACAGGCAGUUCCCUGGCGGCUUCCAGGGCACGAAGCUGUGCGCCAACGGUCGCGACGGCACGCCCAAGGACGCUUGUCAAGGCGACUCGGGCGGCCCUCUGGUGAUCCAGGCCGCCGACGGCCGCUACCAGGUGAUCGGCGUGGUCUCGACGGGCCUCGGCUGCGGAAACCACGAGUACCCGGGCAUCUACACAAAAGUGUCCAAGUACAUUCCCUGGAUCAUGAGCAACAGCCAGCGGUACACCGCGGACGGGAUUCCCAUUUGA